AUGUCUACCAACGGUCGCCAGCAGAGCUACGCGCCUCCCAACGCGGGAUACAAGGGACAACACAUUCUCAACAACUACAACCAGCACGGACAAGGUCACGGGAGCGCUCAAUACCUCCCUCGAGGUCUGCCUAUGUCCCCCCACGGUGAUAAUGGUAUGCAAGGUCUGACGAGCAACUUGGCAGCUCUCAACAUGCACGCAUCCUACGGUUCGUCCGCUACCUCCAAGUCUGCUAGCUCUGCACUUUCAGGGGGUUCAUCCGACUAUGGCAACAUUCCUCUUUCUAAUGGUCAAGGACUCUGGGUUCCCAACCAGCAGGUUCUCGGAUCCAUGUAUCAGAUGAUGCCUGGUGCUCAGCAGCAGACUGCCAUGGCGGCUUCUCCUAGCAUGUACAACCACACCGGUGCGUACGUUCCGCAGGCAGCUUACCAAUAUGGCCAAGCUGUCAUCGAUAACAGCGCUAUACCACCGGCAUGGGCUGCUCGAAUGUCCUCCGCCGAGAUGCCGUCGCUUAUGACACCGCGUCGUGACUCUAUCUCCUCCAACGAGAAUGACAACCCAGGCACACCUUACGGCAGUGGUGGUAUGUAUCACCGCUUUGGCAACAACACGGCUAUUAUGGAUCGCUCGCCGAAUGCCCUCUACUCCAGCAGUGCCACUCCUUCGCCAUCACAGCUGGUCCACCCCUACCAGGUCAUGGCGCCCACCCCGAAGCAGCAGACCAUGCCCACAUUGCCUCCCAAUCUACUGGCAUUAGUGCACCAGGAGCCCCCCAUUCCUCGGGCCAUUCCCGCUCCUAGCUCCCCGCACAAGCCACUCGACCGUAGCCUGGAGAACAAGACUGGUGAGACCAACGUUUACAUCCGAGGCCUGUUGCCCGAGACCACUGACGAGAUGCUUCACUUAUGGGGCAAGCGUUUCGGAGACAUCCAGAGCUCCAAGUCCAUCAUCGACCUGAAGACCAACCUUUGCAAGGGCUUCGGAUUCAUCAAGUACCAUAACUUCGAAGACGCUGAGGACUGUAUCCGCGGCUUCCACUACCUCGGAUACGAAGUCAGCUUUGCUCGGGAAUCAUUCUACUCCAAACUCAAGAAGUUCGCCGACGAGUGUAACACCAAUCUUUACGUAUCCAACAUCCCCAAAAACAUGAACGAACAUGAGCUCGCCUCCAUCUUCGCACCUCACAAGGUCUGCUCGAGCAGGAUACUUCGUGACUCUUCCGGUACCGGCCGUGGUGUCGGUUUUGCUCGCUUUGAAUCUCGCGAUAUCUGCGACGAGGUCAUCAAAGAGUUCAACAACACUCCUGUGUCUAAGCCCGGCGGCGAAGAGCACCUCAUUCAGAUCCGCUUUUCCGAUACACACGAGCAGAAGAUGUUGAAGCAGCAGACCGCAGCUGGCCGUGUCUUCCGUGCUGCGGAGUACGAGGUCGGUGUUGCCCAGGCUAGGGCACUGGGCACGCCCGAACGCUACCUCUCCGUCUCUCCGAUACCUGCAGGUCAUGCCAACGAGUUCGAGAUGUUCAUGCGUGGCCAGCGCCAGCCAUGGUCACCACCAGUGCCAUCGACCCUUGGCCCAGCCCGAUCUUACUAUAUGCCUCAGGGCGGACCCAUCAAGAGCGACGAUGGUGUUUCUGACAACGGUGUUGAUGUCAAGACCAACCCUGCCACUCCUGUGAAGGCCGAUACGUCUGCUUCACCGAGCCCCACCAACUAA
This is a messenger RNA of Alternaria postmessia, 1713 nucleotides long. RefSeq lists its product as uncharacterized. Gene Ontology annotation, cellular component: nucleus; ribonucleoprotein complex; cytosol. The record is from RefSeq and is a predicted model, not a curated record. Bases 1 to 1713 code for a protein of 570 amino acids. Lineage: Eukaryota; Fungi; Ascomycota; Dothideomycetes; Pleosporales; Pleosporaceae. The transcript has 4 exons. Gene Ontology annotation, molecular function: poly(A) binding; mRNA 3'-UTR binding; poly(U) RNA binding.